AUGGCCCAGAUAUGGAUGGAACCUCCCGCGGCCCAUCAGGUUAAUCCGACUUCCCAGCCGGUACCUCCAACGGCACAAUCAGCAGCACGUCGAUCUAAAAGACACAUGUCACUACCCAAAAAGGAUGUGUAACCUCCCAGAAAACGAUUCCAGAAUGGGAUGAGACCAGGCUGCACGAUCGGCCGCAGUUCGCGCAAUCUGUGAUACAGCAGGAUGCGCGGCUGCCCCGCGAUCUUCAUUGACUAGCCAGACCCCAGGCCCAAUGAAACACACAGGCUGUGGGUCCUAUCAAAUGAACUGUGAAGAAGAUGCACCAGGCUCUGAAGCUGGCUUGCAGUUAUUGUUAUUUCAAAUGUCCGAAAGAUAACGAACCCCUUCCGUUUAACUGUUUUUAUCUUCCUUUAGGAUCUUUUUUUAAACACAUUUAAAAAUGACUUAAAGUUGGCCUUUUUCGCAUGCCUCUCGAAGAGAUAGAACUUGCUUCCCAGUAGGGGUGCCAUAAUUGUUUUGCUUUUCCAGUGCGAUUGGUAUGCUUCUAACUUAGUCGGACUGCAGGUCUACCGAUAUGCAUAUAUUUGUACCUUACAUGUUUGCGCGUUGAUGAUAAAUGUGCCUCAAACGCUGUCAUCCCCUUGCCCGUCAGCACGAUUAGAGAGAGGGUCUUCCACUCCAACCCUCCCUCCCCCCGGAAGGUGCACUGCUGUGUAAGGAGAACUGCGGGUGCAUUGCCAUAACCGUCUGCGUGUGCAUGGCACAGAAAUAAUUGCGGGACUGACCGAUUUGCGUGCAACUGCGCAACAGUAUGACACAUUCUUGCGUGACUUGUGUUGGGUUGAAGGGAGGAGAAGAGUCCAUGCAACUCAUGCGACCACUUUUUGCCGAAUGCAGUUUUUUGCUGACGGCCAGAGCGAAGGGCGUUUAAGAGCCGGCGCCUUGGGGUUACUGAAAUACCUUUUGACUGGGCUGUACAGAAAUAAAUAUAACAACCUCAUCUAAACACGGCUCUUCUUUUGAUGAAGACCGCUUCGCCAAGGUCUUUCGAAGUUUUGUGCGUCCGCAUCUGGAGUUUGCUAUCCAAGCAUGGAGACCCUGGACCGCUAAAGACCUCGGCAUACUCGAAAAAGUUCAACGGCGAGCAACGAAACUUGUAUCUGGGCAGUGGUCACUGCCCUACGAAACACGAUUAGUUAAUCUUGAUCCCUUUCCUUUGAGUUACAGACAGUUACGUGGGGACCUGAUACAAGCUUUCCGCAUCGUGCGCAAUCAGAGCUGCUGCCUCGCAUCUGGAGACUUCUACGAGUUGGCGACUACGACUAACCUGAGAGGCCAUCCACUCAAACUGCGUAUGAUUGGUGUCCGGCUAGACACACGAAAGUUCUUCUUCCCCAACAGAGCGGUUGAAGCUUGGAAUGAUUUGCCUGAGGAUGUUGUUAUGUCGGGAUCCGUAGACACUUUUAAACGGAGGCUAGAUCAACAUUGGAGCGUGCACCACAAUAACGCCGGACAUCAGCCACCUUGACAGCCAAUGAUGACAAAUUAAUGUUAUGACGAUGCUACUACCAACCUUCAAGUAACAUAUGUUUAUGUAAUUUAUUACGCUUGAAACGUGUCGCACGCCGCUGCUCGCAUUCACAAGGAUGCGUGCAAACUAAAAAAAUUUGAAUUCUUUUCCUGUAUCUUAGGUGUGCUUCAACUGUCUCCUGCAUUUAAUCAACAAACCGAGUUCAUAUUAAUCUAAAUGCUGUUAACGCAUGGAAAUCUGCGUUCAUCUGUACAGUUUUUGUUAUUCCCCUUGUAUUUCUUUCAUGUUACUUCCAUUCCAUUUUCUCCAUAUACUUCCGCUGCAUGUAACCAGUAGGAAUUUCAAAGGCACACACUUACUAUCCCUGAAAUACACUGAUACUGAUAACCCUUUUCAAUCGAAAACACAUUUCAGAAUUUCGAUUAGCAUUUCAUGAUAUGGAUUACAUACUGUAGUUACUGAAAUCCCAAGCCCAGAGCGAUGAAAAAGUACAGGACAAUGUUGAGCUAGUACUAUAUUUUUGGUUAAGGGCAACGGUAUAGAGGAGGACCCAAUGUAACUGUCAGUAGACUGUGGAUCGUGUUAUAUGGGGUUUUAUCUUGACAUACAUUUUCAAGCUGUUGCAGAAAUUACAAUGCCAACAACGAUUACUUCCCACAACCUCACACCUUAACUCAAAAUUUGUUAUUUUGUGAAAUUUACUCUUUGUUUACUGUUUAAUUACUACUCUCAUUUCCGUUGUUGCACAAUAGCGUAGGAUAAGACUUUCAACAUAAAUUCAGACAGUUUUUGUAUUUUCUUUCAUUUUGUCAGCUUACUGUCUAGCGUGCUGCCCCACCCAUAAAACUCCCUUUACCAUAGAUCGUGUAUGGCACGAUCCACAGUCUCCUGACAGUUAAGUGGGGUCCUUCUCUAUACCGUUGCCUGGGUAAUAAGCAAUGCCCUUGAUGAGCCUAUUGAAAACGGCACAUACAAUAUUCAUGUUCAACACGCAUGUUACUAAAAUGGCGACAGUACUAUAUUCGUUCGCAGGAAACGUUUUUGCAUUGUGGAACUGCAGGCGGUCCCUUCCAUGUACACUUAAGAUUAUAAAUGCAACUCAUGCUUCUUCGAAAUGCAACUAUAUACAACCAGCAAAAAAUGCAGUCGUUUGUGUAGUUUGCGAGAGAACAUGUCAUCAAACGUGCAGGGAUGCAUUACACAGGGAGUGAAAUCAGGAAAUAAAGUUCAUGGCUGGCCGCAGACAGUCCUGCAGUGAGAGUCGUCGUUUAUCAAAGAUCAAACGAUCUAGCCGCCUUUUGCAUACAGCCAUUGUGUUGCAUAUCACAAUUUCACUUGGAAGUGAGUUCCACGGUCUAGCCACACGCUGACUGAAUGAAAACUUCUGAAGCCACUUGCUGGACCAUGCAGCCAGCUUAUCAACAUCUUCUUGUAGUUUUUGCGCGUCGUCAACACAGCCGAUUGUUUCCCAGAUCUUGAUCUCGUCAGCAAACAUGAUGGCGUCGCAUUCAAGAUCUGCAGUACAGUCUUUUAUAUUGAUUAGGAAGAGGACCCAAACCGAACCCUGUGGAACGCCGCUUUCUACUGGUACCCAUUCGGAUGCAGUGGUACAAACACUUACUCUUAGGAGCCUGCAUGACAGGAAACUUUUGAUCCACUUAAAAAUGUUGCCCUAUAUUCCACACUACCAAAUCUUCUUUAGGAGUCGUCCAUGAGGGACGGUAUCAAAUGCCUUUUUGAAGUCGAAGAAGAUGACAUCUACUGGACGACCCUGGCUUGUAGCUUUCGUCCCUUUUUCCUGCGAGUAAAGGCUAUUCGUAAGACAUGAGUGGCCACGACGAAAUCCGUGCUGAGCAGCACACAAUAGGUUCCUCUGCUCCAAAUACGUCAUUAAAUGUUCCAUAAUAAGUCGUCCCAUGUCCUAGCACAAAAUUCAGGUUAAACUGGUAGGACGGUAAUUUUUGGGCUCCAGCCUGGACCCUCUUUUUUAGAUUAGAGAAAUAAGGCUAGUUGGUCGGAUCUUACUUCGUAGUCGUACCUGCAGUAGACAAGCCCCAGCCUAACCCUAACCCCUAACCUAAAACCCCAACUCCUAACCCUCACCCCCUAACCCUAAACCCCAACCCCUAACCAUAAUCCCUAACCCCUGGCUCCUAAGCCCAACCCCUAACAGGUACGGCUACGAAAUAGGAUCUUGCCAGGCAGUUUUCCAUUCCUCCGGCAGUUCACCUUCUUCCAUGGACUUUUGAAAUAUCAUGGACACCGGCUAGCACAAUACGUCAGCCGGUUCUCAAAAGACAAGUGGAUGAAAUUUAUCUGGACCAGGGGAUUUGGCAGGCUCCAGUCGGCGUAGUUCGGCUAUUAUGUGCGGACUCUGCUCUCUCAUACGAACACUGUGAUCUGCUUUGUCUUUUCUGGAUGCCCUAGGGCGCUUUUGCGUCUUCUGAGAUCUCUUUCUGUCGUCCUUUUCUCGCACAAGAGGUCGGUUCUCAGUUGUGAUUAGUGCCUUAGCCUAGUUGUCUUCUUCCUGAGCGGCGAGGAGAUUCCAUCAACUUCUCCAUCUUUACUUUUGCGUUUCUUAUCUCAUUCUCUAUUUUCAAGACCUUCUGGAGAAGUCUGAAACAUGCGGCACGGGUUUCGUACCUUUUCGCAUGAUCAGAAUAUACAAAACAAGUAGAGUACAGUGGUGAAUGCUGGUGUUUGGUCUUACUUACGCCUACUUCCCCACACUGACGCUCCUUCCAACUGCCUCACUUUGUAUGUUGUCACACCCCGCGCUUACUUGCGUUAUUCUCUUCAGGGAAUACUGAUUCAAUGCAGACCCUACCGAUACAAUCGGAAGUUAAGUGCCAGGAAGCAGUUGUGAAGAAGGAGACGCAAUCGUUCUAUUCGCCUCACACUUCGGAUUCCCAAGAAACCAGUCGGGACCACAAAUGUUUCUCACCUGGUCCUAUCCUUUGCGUGAUAGAGCAGGAUUUGCAACCUUGUCUAAGCUUCCCUGCAAGUGGCUUUACCUUGUCAGCCCCUUCUCCCAUGACCCGUUGCUAUUUUAACAGGCCUUUUUUUAUGGGGCGACAAAUGUGCUGUAUGCUCCGUGGACGUUAUCUCUUCUCCCAAGCACUCCCUUCUUGCUCUCGGGGGCGAUGUAGACGGCUUAGAGGCAACGGUAGGGUGUAGGACCCCCAAAUAACUUGAACUAGCCUGUGGACCGUGUCAUACGUUGAAUGGUAGUAAAGGGGGUUUUACGGUUGAGGCAGCACAUAGGACGAAGAGCAAGAGGACACAGAAUAUAGAUGAAUUUCUGCCGAAAGUCUCAUCGUAUGUUGUCAUUUGGCAAAGAAAGUGAGCGUGAUAAUUGAAAAGUAAACAAAAAGCAAUUUCUAAAAGAUAACGGACUUUGAAUAAAGCGCCGCUGGUAAGUUUACAUGUAGUCAGUAAGGCAGGGAAUAUUCACACGAUGGGAACGGGAAAUAAUAAGUGAUGUUUACAGACACACUGAAUUUUAGGGUAUAUUUUUGGAGUUGUCGCAUACUUGUGGGUCCUACACCCUAUCGUUACCGCUCAGACAUUACCUUUUUGUUUGUGUAAAGGGUCAAAAUCAUAAUGGCCCCGUUCUCCUCAUAAUGCUCCUAAUGGUUCAUUCAUCAAGCUUGACACAAUACUUCCCUCGUUUCGUUUCAUUUUUGGCAGGAUUCUUAAAUUUGCAGCCUUUUUGGACUGCCAAUCUGAAACUUGCUCACUUAUCUAACAGAGCCCCUAUACUGGUAAGUGCUGAAGAUGGAACUGCUAAUCAUAAUUCCUGAUCACCUUCCAGGUUCCAUGAGACUUUCUUUCAUUAUAUUUUACCUAACUGUUUGAAAUAACAGUAAUAGCCAAGGGUGCACGCGGUCACGCCGCCGUGAGAUGGCGUGGGACUCAGCGUAUCGCGAAUACCACCCUCUGCAUUCAUUUCCCUACCUUUAUGGCUUGACUACAAAAACUUCUCAUUUGAUGCCGCAUUUUCACAAUCUCUGACGACGGCCUCCUGUACGAGACCGAAAGCUCAGACUAAUACGACAGUAAACGUGUUCGAGAACUGUAUUUUCUGCCUGUCUAUUUGGACCCUAAACAUAGAUCAUUAUAAACGUAUUACUGGCACUAUUUAAGUGGCAUUGUAUUUUAAAUUAAAAUUCCGGGAAGAGACCCAGCGUAUGGAGACAGAACGGAGCCCUACAAGAGUCUGGGUCUUUCUUGAAGAGUUUUGUCGAUGCUACCUUCCCAGCUGUUUAUAGGACGCCAGAAAUGGCCAUCUCGGUCCCCUUGUCUUUGUCGGUAUCACUCCAAGAGAUCGGUCUUAUGCCACGCGCAACUCCUGCAUGGUGAUUCCACCGCCUCUUUGUACUACAUCUAAGCGCUCCCUCUUCUUUGCUUCCAAAUAUGCCUUCCUUUGGAAUAAUCUUCGCCAGAUAUUAGAUUAUCGCCUAAGUUACUGGUAUUCAAGUCGAAAUUACGCAAACAUCUUACACCGAAAAGCAUAAAGGCACUGUUAACGGUCUCAUUCCCGAACACUCAGAUUCUUGACUUCGAGAAGGGUCCUCCUGGGAUUUAGUGGUAGAUUAAGUGGUAACUCUUAAUUAUAUCAUUAUAAACCCCCGUUUUGAAUUGGUUUCUAAAUCCACUGCUAUCACUCCUCCCCCAUAGCGAUAAUUUUCGCGGUUUUUGAUGUCAUCUCUCGCAUUCCGACCUCAUGCGGUCUGUCGACGCUCACGGAGGAACCCUCAGUAUUCAGCGUCUACUAGUAGUUUGGUCGUACCUCCCUUCCCCACUGCUCGGCUGAGCUCGAAGCGUGCUGUGGUCGAUCGCAUCUGGGUUCCUCUCGUCUGGCUUCUUUGACGCGAAUAGUCUCAUCCGGCGUAUCAAUCCGGCCCAGACGAUCUCAAUUGUGAAUCCCGUAUACAAUGCCACAUGCAAGCCAGUCCUGUCUGACCCGCAUACGUACCCCUUAAGGCUAAGAUUUAUUGCUACCCUGACGAUGACCGACAACAUUCCGUUAUAUACCGCCACCUACAGGCCAGUCCUGCUCGCUUUUUUCUGUUAUUAUUUUUAUGGAGGGUUUUUUUUCUCCCGUAAAAUUAAUCCAAUCAUUUUUAACUUUUUGUAAGGAGUUUUUUUCACCCCUCAAUCAUCAUGUUUCUCAAUGAACUACUAAUUCAGAAACUAUGAAUUGCAUUUUGUAAAGAUUCGGCCUACCUCGUCUAAAACUCGCAUGUAAGUUUAUUUUAACUUGCUUUGAUGGGACCCCGACGGGUCUUUAAUAAAAACUUAUCUAUCUAUCUAUAUAUGAAUAACUGAUGUGGUGUUCAUUCCGAGGUGAUAUAAUGAAAAAGAGAAGGCUCUUCGGAAAAUCGAGUUGUAAUCUUACAUUUUCAUGUCGGUGACACUAACCCGUCGUCAGAAGAAAUGAACAGGGGGAAAGUGAAAUCGGCAGACUAGGUCGGCUGGCGCGACAGGACAGGCAACGACAAACAGACAGCUGAUGCGUGAGUGGGGUGGGCACCGAGUCAUGGUAGGCUGUGGGGCAGGGGGAAGGAAGGAAGAAAUUAAUGCGACACUGGAGAAUUCGGGUGCAACAACACCGACCGACCGACGCAUGGUGAGAGGCCAAGAAACAGCCUUGACCCUAUUCUAUGGUCUUCCCAAGAUGCACGAGGAGGGCGCUCCUCUCCGGCCCAUUAUAUCGCUCAAAGGCACUCCAACGUACGGACUGGCAAAAUGGCUGUUUCGAUGCCUCAAAUUUCUGACCGCUGAUUCGAACACAACCGUCUAUUCGUCAACAUAAUUCCUGGAGAAACUCUCUUGCCAAAUGAGCUCAUGGCAUUUUUUGAGUCACGUCCCUCUUUACUUCUAUCCAUCAGGAUCUGGCAAUCGAGAUAGUCGAGCUACUCCUACGAAGCAAAUACAAUGAAACGGAGAGUCGUCUCGGACAUGCCAAAGUCGUUCAGCUCCUAAAGUUCUGUCUGAGGACGUACUUCACGUUUGGCGGAACAAUCUACGAGCAGGUGAAGGGGACACCAAUGGGCCCGCUGAUUUCGGGAUUCGUCUCCGAGGCGGUCCCACAUCGGCUAGAGUCGCUAGUCUUCCAACACCACGGACCAAAAUUUUGGGCUCGGUAUGUGGACGAUACCUUCGUCCUCAUCGAACGGGAUCAGAUGCUAACGUUCAAAGAACGUCUCAACAGCGUCUUCCCGGACAUACAAUUUAUGAUGGAGGAGGAAGAAAACAACCAGCUGGCAUUCCUUGAUGCCCUCGUCUGUCGCAAAGAUCGUGGUGGCCUAAAGACCAAAGUGUUCAGAAAAGUGACGAACACGACGUAA
Molecule: messenger RNA, 7875 nt
Organism: Spirometra erinaceieuropaei
Lineage: Eukaryota; Metazoa; Platyhelminthes; Cestoda; Diphyllobothriidea; Diphyllobothriidae
Source: the annotation of a GenBank genome assembly